Messenger RNA from Zophobas morio, 1756 nucleotides. RefSeq lists its product as uncharacterized. The transcript is spliced from 3 exons. Bases 908 to 1633 code for a protein of 241 amino acids. The record is from RefSeq and is a predicted model, not a curated record. Lineage: Eukaryota; Metazoa; Arthropoda; Insecta; Coleoptera; Tenebrionidae.
UUUUCCUCUGUCGCCUGAUUUUACGUUCCCAAGCUCGGAGUUUAUUAGCCUGCGUUAUUUUCAAGUUCACCUAAUUUUCUCCAUUUUUUGCGAAGACUCGAUUUCAUUAUUUUUUUCGGGCCCAUCAAACGCGAUAAAAAAAUUUGUAGAAUCAUACUAAUUAAACUAAAAUUGUGAAAUGAAUGAGAUCGAAAAAUGCGAGUGAAAGUACCGGUAAUGGUGAGUUAGAGGUCGGGAAAGGUUAAGGUCGGUUUACGGUAAUCCGAGUUUGUUUACACCGUCUAAUAUACGUAAACAAAUAAGGAGAAAAUGUAUCACUGAAAGCGAAAACGAUCAAAAAAGGCGUUUCUAGACGAGACUGUAAUUUGACUUAUGGAUUUCUUGUUCUACUUAUUUUCUCCGAUUUGCAUAGAUUAUAAUUUAGAAUCUGCGACACGCAACUUGUCGUUGUUAAAAUCCAAAAAGUUCGAAUCGGUUUCAAAAAUGUCAAAAAAGAAAAAAUCUGGAAUGUUUUCUAAGGUGUGGAGAGUUUGGUUUUGUUUUUUUGUUUAUUUCGCUCGAUGGGUUUGCGUAAACCCGAAAUCCGGGUCUUCCAACACGAAAAAAAAGCUCAAAAAUUUCUUCUUCGACUUGGGAAUUUCCCCGGACCCGCCGCCGCCGCUCCCUCGCCUCCGCCUAUGCACACCUAGAAAGAGAGCACCGAAUAGAUUAGCCCGAGGUAUGGUCGAAUGCGUUUUUCUUCUACUUUCAUGAUUCCACCAUUCGAUCCAUCUUUUUCCUUUCAUUUUACCAACAAAACCCAACCAUAUAAAUAGCCUCUCGCCAACUCCUUCACCAUCACAAAUCUCCCGGAUUUAGUGCAGUGCAUAGCUCUCUAGUGUAAAAUCCUCAACGUAGCCACACGCAAAUGGCCUACCGUCUUGUGAUAGCCUCCUUCGGGAUUAUUUCCUUGCUGGGCCUGAGCGACGCCGGCGGCCACGGAGGCGGCCACAAGAAGGUCAUCAUCCACGUCCCCUUCAAAGUCAAGACCAUCCACCACACGCACACCGUCGUCAAGCAUGUGGGACACGAGGGCGGCGGCGGCGGUGGCGGCGGCGGCGAGUUCUACAAGGUCAUCGGCUACUCCGGAGGAAUCGAUGACGGCGAGGUGGUCACCCACGGCGGCGGCGGCGGAGGCGGCCACGGCUGGCACGGAGGCUUCGGCGGCGGAUUCGGCGGUGGCCACGGCAGCUCGGACGAGUCGCACGCGAUAGGCGGCGACAUCGGGGGCAUCGGCGGCGGCCACGGCUACUCCGGCUACGAGAGCGCCAGCCAGAGCGGCGGCAUCGGGGGCGGCCACGGCUACGCCAUCAGCAGUGGCGGCGGCGGUGGCGGCGGCUCCGAUGGCGGCCACGAAGUCGGGCACGUGGCGGCGCUGAGCCACGAGGGUGGAGACAUCGGCGGGGGAGACUACGGCGGCGGGGACAUGGGCGGCGGCCACGACUUCGGCGGCGGGCUGGGCUCUUACGGCGGCGGCUUCGGGGGCGGCUUCGGCGGCGGCCACGCCAGCGAGGGGAUCAGCGCAGGAGGCGAGCUGGGCAACAGCUACGAAAGCUAUGAGGGAGGAGACGGCGGCCACGGAGGCUACGAGUAAACUGUUACUGGAAUUUCUUCCUCUCUCUACAAAAGUCUGCUAGUCCUUUAAUGUUAGUACCUUUUAAUCUUAUUUUAUUGUUGAUUUUACACUUGUUUUUUAUAAUAAAAAUGAAAAAUCCGA